Messenger RNA from Nicotiana attenuata, 1117 nucleotides. RefSeq names its product probable bifunctional TENA-E protein. Bases 143 to 835 code for a protein of 230 amino acids. Lineage: Eukaryota; Viridiplantae; Streptophyta; Magnoliopsida; Solanales; Solanaceae. Gene Ontology annotation, cellular component: cytosol. The transcript is spliced from 3 exons. The record is from RefSeq and is a predicted model, not a curated record.
UUCUCAAAAAAGCACUCAACAUCUCAGUUAUCAAAACGAAAAAGAACGAGUAAAUAGUGCAAUUAGUACAAGCAAUAAACAGAGCAAAAAGCUAAACCGUGUAGAUCAGAGCCAAAUUGUAGGAAGCAAAAAACAGAGGAAGAUGGAGAAAAAGAAUGAAGCAUUAACAGUUGAGAAACUAACACAAAUAGAGAAGUGGCUAAGGAAGCACAAAUUGCAGUACACUACAGCCACCAGACACCCUUUUAUUAAUAGCAUACAUGAUGCUUCUAUCGACUUCUCUUCCUUCAAGAUAUGGCUGGGAAGGGAAUAUGUGUUUGUGAAAACGGCGUUGGCACCAUUUGCAGCUAGUGUAUUGCUUAAAGCUUGGAAGGAGUCCGAAUAUAGCUCUGACGUAGAAGUCAUGUUGGCUGAGUUAACCUAUUUGAAUGACAAAAUAUCAUGGUUAAAAGAAGAAGCUCCCAAGUGGCACAUUUCCUUGACCAGUGUUGUUGUUGAUCACAACCCCAUCCUUGAUUACUUUAGGUUUUUUGAACGUUUGACGAGCUCAGACGAGAAGUAUACAGAGGCAGUAACCAUUUUAUGGGCAGUGGAAUCAGUAUAUCACUAUGGUUUUGCGCAUUGUUUGAAAGAAGGCAAUAGCACUCCAGAAGAAAUGAAGGCAGCUUGUAAGAAAUGGGCCAACGAGAGUUUCAAACAACAUUGUCAAUCCCUUGAAACCAUAGCUAAUAACAGGCUAGAACAGGCCUCGGAGGAAGUAGUUUCAAAGUCCGAGGUUUUGUUCCUCGAGUUACUUGAGAAUGUGGUUGGUUUCUGGAACAUGAACCUUGGUUGAAACUACGUUUGUUCAGUAUUAGUCCAACGUUUAUUGGAUUUUGAGGAGCAUGCAGAUCUUAUCGCUACGUACCUUCUUGUUGUGUUGAUCUACUAAUUUCCCUGCACAGCAUGUUGGAAUCGAGUCAAAAAAUUGAAUGUAUUUGGGUGUGUAAUUAAGUACAUGCAUGGAACAUAAGUAUAGUAGUGUACUGUGUUGUUGGUUAACAGUGAGAUUGUGGCUUCCCUUUUCAUCAUUUUCCUUUGGUUUUUCCAAUAAAAUUCAUGGGACCGUCUUUUACCC